AUGUCUACUUAUUUUAAUCUAAAGGCACACAUCACUCCAAACUCAUUCCUAACAUGUGCCUUCGCUGGUGCCGGAAGCGGGAAAGGCAGCAAUGCCAGCAUACUAUCAAGGACCUCGACGCUCGUAUAUUUUAUAUCAGGAAACCCAGGGCUGAUAUCCUACUACCAUCUCUUCUUCUCCCUGCUUUCAUCAGAGCUGUCUUCUCAGCCCAAUGGCUCCUAUAUCAUCCGCGGUAGAAGUCUAGGUGGCUUUGAAGUCCCUGACCCUCAAUCAAAAACGGUCGAGCAACAGCAGGAAGAUAGUAAGAAGUCGCCUACUCGCCUCUACAGCCUCGGAGAUCAAAUCGCUUUCAUGGAGCGGGAUUUAGAAGAGUUCGUUCGUGCAUGGCAAGAUGCUGUUCAAGCUGAGCAUGCAUUGGAAGAAAGACCUAGAGCGAACGUUAUUGUCAUGGGCCACUCGGUUGGAGCUUACAUCGCCAUGGAAAUCAUGAGACGAAGAAGAGAGAAAGCAGGUCUUCAGAAGAGGAUGGGUAUGAGUGACGGAGUACUUGAGCAAACUGCCUCUGUGGAAGGAGAUAGGCUUGGUCUUGAUAUCAUCGGCGGUAUCAUGCUAUUUCCUACUGUUGUGGACAUUGCGAAAUCUCCUAAUGGGAGGGUAUUGACGAAACUACUCUAUAUCCCAUAUCUCCCUCUCCUUGUUAGCAUGCUUGCGGGGUUCCUGGUUUGUAUAUUGCCGGAAUUGGUAUUAUAUCGCAUUGUCAGCUAUGUUAUGAGGAAUCCCCGAAAGGAGGCUGUAGAAACUACCGUCUCAAUGCUGAAGAAUGCGCCUAUUGUGAGGCAAGCUCUGCACAUGGCGGCAGAUGAAAUGCGUGAAAUAUCUGCUGAUAAAUGGAGUGAUGAGCUAUGGGGGUUUGGCAGUCCUACCAACACGCCGAAAGAUAGGCUUACGAAGAUGAUAUUUUAUUUUGGCCGGAAUGACCAUUGGGUAGCUGAAACGACCAGAGAGGAGAUCAUCCAGUCUAAGACAAAGGCCAAACAAAGUGCUCCUGGCCCAGUUCUGACAGUAUGUGAAGAUGGGGUUGUGCAUGGCUUUUGUAUAGGCCAUAGUGAGAUAAUGGCGAAUAAAGUUGGCAAGUUCAUCAAAGACAUAGUUAGGGGAUCUGAGUUAGAUAAUUAA
Molecule: messenger RNA, 1176 nt
Organism: Microsporum canis CBS 113480
Lineage: Eukaryota; Fungi; Ascomycota; Eurotiomycetes; Onygenales; Arthrodermataceae
Exons: 4
Coding region: 1-1176 (391 amino acids)
Biological process (GO): lipid storage
Cellular component (GO): lipid droplet
Molecular function (GO): lipase activity
Source: RefSeq, a predicted model, not a curated record